Parascedosporium putredinis is the source of this 1995-nucleotide messenger RNA. Lineage: Eukaryota; Fungi; Ascomycota; Sordariomycetes; Microascales; Microascaceae. The record is from the annotation of a GenBank genome assembly.
AUGUUGCUUGAUACCUGCUCGGUGCAGCAGGGUCCCGGGCGGGCUCCUGCUCAGGAGGGUACCCGGGGACCUCUCGCACGGGGGCUCGCCUGGCGCGGCUCCGAGUUCUGUCAGGUGCGGUCACAGUCAUCCACGGCUGGCGUCGGUUCCGGGACACUUGAGAAGCCGUUUUACGUGACAACGCCCAUCUUUUACGUCAAUGCCUGUGACCCCCACAUUGGCCACGCGCAUUCCAUGGUCCUCGCCGACGUCCUGAAGCGCUGGGCCACGCUGCAGGGCCGCCCCGCGCGGCUCUGCACGGGCACCGACGAGCACGGGAUGAAGAUACAGCGGGCGGCGGCCAAGGCGGGCCAGCCGCCGGCCGAGUUCUGCGAUACGUACGCGCAAAAGUUUGGCGAGAUUGCCGAGUCGCUGGGGCUGUCGGCGCACGACUUUAUCCGCACGACGGACCGGGCGCACGUGGCGGCGAGCAUGAUUGAGCGGUCGUUCGUGCCCGAGACGGGCAAGGUCGUGUGGUCGGCCGUCGAGAGCGGGAGCGAGGUGGAGUGGGUGGAGGAGAAGAAUUACCACUUCCGCAUGACGGCGUUUCGCGAGGAGCUGCUGGCGUUUUACCGCGCCAACCCGGACUGGAUCACGCCCGACUACAAGAUGAAGGAGGUGGUGGCCUGGGUCGAGAACCACCUCGAGGACCUGUCCAUCUCCCGCCCCGCUACCCGGUUGUCGUGGGGUAUCCCCGUGCCCGACGACCCGAGCCAGACGGUCUACCUUCUCACGCACGCGCACUGGACCAUUGGCGGGCGCAAGAUUUCCAAGUCGGCCGGCAACGGCGUGUCGCCCAUCUUCGCCGUCGACCGCUUCGGCGCCGACACGGUGCGCUUCUUCCUCAUGCGCAAGGGCGCCAUCCGCGACGACUCCAUUUUCGAAAACGGCGAGGUGGCCCGCGUCUACCGCACCGACCUCAUGGGCACCCUCGGCAACCUCUUGGCCCGCACUACCAAGACGGUCAAGUGGAGCGUCGUGCUUGCUGUCAGGGCCGAAACGGGACCGGGUGGAGUGGCGGAGGAGAUGCGGGCGCUGCGGCCGGACAAGGCGUUGGCCCUGAUUAUGGACACGCUCACAGAGGCCAACAAGUACAUGACCAAGACGGCCCCCUGGGACCUCUCGGACAACAAGCACCAGGACAGCGCGGCCUUUUCGGAGCUCAGCCGCGUCAUCUUCACCCUCGCCGACGCACUGCGCGUCUCCGCCAUCCUGCUGCAGCCGUACAUGCCGCAGCGCGCCACCGAGGCCCUCGACCGACUGGGCGUGGACCCUGCGCGGCGGGACUUUGGCCACGCCGAAAUCCAACAACUCACAGCCUCAGAACCCCUCUCCAUCGAGGAAGAAUACGAGAACCAACUCUCCUGGCGCCGGAGCGCCGACAAGCUAACCUUUAUCGUCUGCCUCCCUCGUCAAGAUGCACACGCAAACCAAAGCCCCGUAGCAGAGGCGGACGACGCGGACGCGAGAAUGGUUGGGGACAUUAACCUCUUCCUGUACCCCGACGACAACGACGACGACGACGACGACGACGACAACAACAACAAACACGGGGAAACCCUUGGCCGAAACGUAUUUGGCGAGGUAGACAUCAUGAUUGCCGAAAGAAGCCACCGGGGCCGGGGCCUCGGCCGCGCAGCCCUCGCCGCAUUUCUCGCUUUCGUGCGGCGCAACCUGCCGUCCCUGCUCGCCGAGUACACCGCCGCCGCCGCCGCCGCCUCCGCCUCCGCCUCGACCGCUACACCCACCGUCCGCCUAACCAAGCUCGUGGCCAAGAUCAACGAAGCCAACGCCCCGAGCCGCGCGCUCUUCGCCAGCCUUGGUUUCGCGGACGCCGCGCCCGUGAAUUACUUUGGCGAGGUGGAGAUGGCGAUGCCGGGUUUUGCAGAGGGCGCGCGGGCGGUGUUGGCUGAGGGAGAGGGAUACGGCGAGGUCGAGUAUAGGGUGGCGCGGUAG